Molecule: messenger RNA, 1498 nt
Organism: Diospyros lotus (date-plum)
Lineage: Eukaryota; Viridiplantae; Streptophyta; Magnoliopsida; Ericales; Ebenaceae
Product: ABC transporter I family member 6, chloroplastic
Exons: 7
Coding region: 85-1062 (325 amino acids)
Molecular function (GO): ATP binding; ATP hydrolysis activity
Source: RefSeq, a predicted model, not a curated record
UUGGAACUGCACCUUUCUACUUCUCUCCCCUUGCUUCUGGUUUGGUCUUCGAUCCGCUUCCACUACAGAGAAGCAGAGAUUGCAAUGGCUCUCCUCCACACUUGCUCUUCUUCCACUCCCCCUUCGCUUUCCCAUCCUCUUCCCUUCACAAUUUCCGCGCCCAAGCCUCUACAAUUCGUGUUUCCUCCCUGCCGCCCUCUCCGUCGCCGUUUGGUGGUGGGCCGGCAGCAUCCGAGGCGCCUGACCGCUAGUCUCGCCGUCGAGUCUCCCACCGCGUCAGGCAAGGACCGCGGCGGCGACUCCCCCAAGCUCCUCCUCGAGGUUAAAGACCUUAACGCCGUGAUUGCGGAGUCCAAGCAGCCGAUACUCAAGGGCGUGAACCUCGUCAUCUAUGAAGGAGAGGCACAUGCUGUUAUGGGGAAGAAUGGUUCUGGCAAAAGUACUUUUGCUAAGGUCCUUGCUGGCCAUCCAGAUUAUGAAGUCACAGGAGGCAGUGUUGUUUUCAAAGGACAAAACAUGCUUGACAUGGAUCCAGAGGAAAGGUCUCUUGCUGGGCUUUUCAUGAGCUUCCAAGCUCCUGUUGAGAUCCCUGGUGUUAGUAAUAUUAACUUCCUAAAUAUGGCAUAUAAUGCUCGUAGAAGAAAACUUGGUUUGCCUGAGCUUGGACCUAUUGAGUUUUAUAGCUAUAUCUCUCCCAAGCUUGAUCUUGUAAACAUGAAAAUUGACUUCUUGAAUCGGAAUGUUAACGAAGGAUUUAGUGGGGGUGAAAGGAAGCGGAAUGAAAUUUUCCAACUUGCGGUUCUUGGUGCAGACUUGGCUAUAUUAGAUGAGAUUGAUUCUGGAUUAGAUGUUGAUGCUCUUCAAGAUGUAGCCAAAGCAGUGAAUGGGCUUUUGACUCCUAAGAAUUCUAUUUUGAUGAUCACUCAUUAUCUUCGACUUCUGGAAGUCAUUAAACCCACUUAUGUUCAUAUUAUGGAGGAUGGAAGAAUCGUGGAAACAGGAGACCAGUCAGUAGCAAAACGUAUAGAGAAAGGAGGCUAUAAAACAACUUCAGCGUCAUGAAGCUGCAACAUUUGUGUUGAUGGUGUGAUAAGCCAGUGAUUGGAUUUGAUUCAAAAGGAACAAUGGGGGCAAGAUACUUGAGUCCCGGCUGCAAAGUUGCUUGCUCUUUUCCAGAAUUUGGGUAUCAGCAGGCAAAAGCUCAUGCGAUAACAUGUUUCUUCGGCUUUCUGUGGAGACCUGGAAGUUGUUUGAGGCUUACUGUGCUCCAUUCAGUUUUGGUCAAAUAGAUGAGUUACUUCCAAUUAUGGUUGUAGACUUUUCUGCUAAAAUACUUGUCAGCAGCAGGAGCAGUAUUACGAUUGUUCAUUGAAUAAUUGGGAUAAGGCAUCUAGCAAAUAAUGAAGGGAUAAGGGUGCCCAUUGUUGAGCUGUGAGUUGGAGACAUGAAUUCUAGACUUCUAGUUGGUAAUGUGGUUUAUGCAGAUGCAAGCUUCUCA